Molecule: messenger RNA, 1794 nt
Organism: Cryptococcus deneoformans JEC21
Lineage: Eukaryota; Fungi; Basidiomycota; Tremellomycetes; Tremellales; Cryptococcaceae
Exons: 6
Coding region: 320-1681 (453 amino acids)
Biological process (GO): malate transmembrane transport
Cellular component (GO): membrane
Molecular function (GO): malate transmembrane transporter activity
Source: RefSeq, a predicted model, not a curated record
UCGCAAGUGGAGAACAAGGCGGCCACCGCGUCCGCCAAGCGAUGACGACACACUUUAUCCCCUCCCCUCUUUAACAAGGCCGUCGGACAUUCCACACGUCAUUCACAGCGUAGAUCAACCCAGUUUUUAUGCCGAGAUUGAUGUCAUUUUUACCCAUUUUCUCGACUUUUUUCAUGUCGUUACAAACGAAAUGUAUAAAAGACAACUCUGACGCCAGAGACAACAAGGAGAUACAUGCGAAUCCAUCACUUCAGUCUAAAAAUCAAUUCCAACGGCAAAAGUGACAGGGAAGAAAAGAUCAAGAUAUACCCAACGUAGAAUGUCCGCUCGACAAUCAAGGUCACCAGAGCGAACGCAUACCAACGAACAUCAUCAUAAUCAUUCCGCACUUGAAAAAAGUAAAGGUCAUGACCUUGAUACACAAAAGGUCAAUGAUCCGAACUACAAGCCGAGGGGAUGGAUAGCCAGAAGUGAAUUCUGGACUUGGAACUGCUUCACAGUCAACAUGGGUACAGGAGCCGUCGCCAUCCUCGUAGGCGGCGUCCAAUUUCCGUUCAACGGCCAACGCGAGAUCGGUACCGUCUUCUUCAUGAUCGACCUCGUUGUCUUUUUCAUCAACGUCAUCGGCGUGGCUUGCCGUGCAGUCUUCCACUGGGCAAAUUUCAAAGAUUCCUUCUUCGACCAUUCGGAUGGGACGUACAUCCCCUGUAUCCUUUUGGCGGUAGCGACGCUCUUUGUCGGGAUUAUGGACUAUGCAGUGCCUCACUGUGGGUUCUGGUUGACGAGGGCGAUGUACGUGGUGUACUGGAUGUAUAUAGGGUGUAGUCUGGCGAUCGCAUUGAUCCUCGAAUGUACAUUGCGGGGACAUCAGCGUAAGCUGGAUACUAUAACCCCUGCAGACUGUUUGCUGUUCUUCCCGCUCAUGCUUUCCGGAACCAUUGGCAGUGCGCUUGCCAACAAACUGCCCCUCCAGGAAGCCGGCUAUGUCAUCAUCAUCAGCUACUGGCUACAAGGAAUGGGGAUGAUGCUCUCCCUAUUGAAAUGCUCCGUGUGGAUGGCGAGGAACAUGCUUCGCGUCAACCCACCGCCCUCUUCCCUUCCCGGGUACUUGAUCGCUGUCGGGCCUCCAGGAUUUACUGCCUUUGCGUUCUUAAAUCUCGGUAAUCUCGCGGUCGACGCGUUUCCGGCUAGCAACAUUCUUGCAUCUUCAAACGGAGGCCAGAUAUUCCAAGUCGUCAGUGUAUGGUACAGCUUUACCCUCCUCGGUCUUGCUCUCUAUAUCCUUUUCUCCACCCUGACCAUCUGGGUCUUUGGGCAGGCACUCGAUCGUAAAGUCGAAUGGUCGAUGGGGUGGUGGAGUUUUACUUUUCCCCUGACUGGCUUCUUCAUGGCUACUGCCCAAUUAGGCGCUCAACUACCAUCCGAGACGUUCAAGGUCAUCCAAGUAGUCGGAUGUCUGGCCGUCACAGUAGCCUGGUUCAUCAACUUUUACAUGACCUUGUACAGCAUCUUCAUCUCACGAUCCCUCGGAAUGCCCACAUUGUCGAAAAAGGAUGAGGAUGAAGAAGGGUACGAAAAGUAUGAUAGGCGGGCGGCGGCAGCAUGGCCGGGACAGACGCAGUGGGGUAUCCGACAGAGUAAUGGAAGAGCUGCGUGGGCGUCUACGACGAUUGAUGCGUAGAUUAUGAAAGAUUAUACGCAUAUAAGAUCAUAGACAUAGAUUUCUUAGUUGUCGUUAUUUUUACGUUCUCUAUACCAUUCCUUCACAUUAUCGUCAUGUCACAGUAAAUGCAU